Messenger RNA from Salvia hispanica, 930 nucleotides. RefSeq names its product plastid transcriptionally active protein. Lineage: Eukaryota; Viridiplantae; Streptophyta; Magnoliopsida; Lamiales; Lamiaceae. The record is from RefSeq and is a predicted model, not a curated record.
AAUUCUCCAUAAAUUAAAAUUCGGUGAAAAAGCGGCGACUUCUCCCUCUUUCCCUGCCUCGCCGCUCCACCACCGCCCGACCUCCGGCAACCUCUCCGGCGAAAUUCACGUGGUCUCUAGCUUUGUUUAUGGUUGAAUUUGAGAUUAUCCCCUUUUUUGCGGUGCAUUAUGUGAUAAACUGCACACAGAAGGACUACGAAGGCCUCUUCCAAGUUAUGUUGAGGUCAUUCAUUGAGUAGAAGCUCAGUUUGUUUUGCAGUUUACAAAUUCGUUGUUAUUUGAAAUGCCAAACGGUGUUUCCCAUCCCCUGCGUAUGGUAGCAUCAGUUGCUGUUUCGCUUCUUGGUGGAGUUUUCGCUGUUGGUUUUCUGUCCUCUUCAGUUUCCGAACGCUACACUUCAUUUAAAAAGAAAAAAUAUGGGCGGCCAUGUCGGAGCUGUAAAGCAGUUGGCUACUACGCGUGCAAGACGUGUAAAGGGUGUGGCACUAUAAAUUGGUCUCCACUCUAUGAUCCAAUCUUCAUAAACCCUUGUGUCUGUCCAACCUGUGAUGGAUUCAAGGUCCAACGCUGUCUUAACUGCUUGGGAUACGGCUCUGCAUAAGUUUUCAAUAUCACGGUGCUAGUAAGAUUGGGUCUUUUCAAUCUUGUUGAAAUGGAAUUCGCUGGUUUUGCUAAUCGGAAGCCACACUUACACCACGAGCUAGGAAUUCGUCGUGUUACCUUAGAAAUGUUUACAAAAUAGAUGCUUAGGCAAAUGUUCAUCUGAAACCAUGAAACAUGGCCGUUGUUAGUGAAGUUACAUAUGUUUUCAAAGAUGAACCAUUGUGGUUUUGCUGUGAUUUUUGGUUAUAAAUAUGUUCACAUUGAUGGUAAUAUGUAGCACUCCAAUAUUUGAGUAAAUGAUUAAUGUAUAGUCUGUAUUUUGGAACA